This is a messenger RNA of Aspergillus heteromorphus CBS 117.55, 1834 nucleotides long. RefSeq names its product putative tannase. Lineage: Eukaryota; Fungi; Ascomycota; Eurotiomycetes; Eurotiales; Aspergillaceae. The transcript has a single exon. The coding region runs from base 1 to 1722 and encodes 573 amino acids. The record is from RefSeq and is a predicted model, not a curated record.
AUGCGUUCCUUCAUCUGGCUCCCUGCCACUGCGGUCCUCGCGGCUUUGGCCGAGGCCACAACCCUCUCUACUCUCGAAGAACUGUGCACCGAGUCCAUUGCUCAGGCAGCCCUGCCGCCCUCCGAAUUCAUUCAGGGCCUCACGAUUGACGCAAGCUCGGUGACGACCAACAUCGUCACCAACGACAGCGUCUCCGGCAAUGACUACCCUAAUGCCGUGAUCAGCUACUGCAACGUCACCCUGGCCUACUCCCAUGAUGGCAUCGAGGGUGACCAGGUGCUCCUGGAGAUCUGGCUGCCUGCACCCUCCGACUUCCAAAACCGCUGGCUCUCCACCGGUGGAGGCGGAUACGCCAUCAACUCUGGAGACACCUCCCUCCCCGGCGGCAUCAUCUACGGCGCCGCCUCGGGCAUGACAGACGGCGGGUUUGGGGGCUUCUCAGACCAGGCGGACACCGCGUUGCUGCUUGCCAACGGCACCCUCAACUACGAGGCCCUGUACAUGUUUGCCUUCAAAGCCCACCACGAGCUCAGCGCCAUUGGCAAAGCCUUCACCCGCAACAUCUACGGCCUCGCCGAUUCCACCAAGCUCUACUCCUACUACCAGGGAUGCUCCGAGGGCGGCCGUGAGGGAUGGAGUCAAGUGCAACGGUACGGGGACGAAUGGGAUGGCGCCGUUAUUGGGGCCCCUGCCUUCCGGUGGUCCUUUCAGCAAACCCAGCACCUGUAUUCGAACAUUGUAGAACAGACGCUGAAUCACUAUCCCUCACCCUGCGAGUUUGACUUCAUCGUGAACGCGACCAUCACGGCCUGCGACCCGCUGGACGGCAAAACUGACGGCGUUGUCGCCCGCACCGAUCUCUGCCUCCUCGACUACAACAUCACCACGCUCAUCGGCGAGACCUACUCCUGCGCGGCCUCUCGCGGCUCCCCAGCCGUGAACGGCACCCUGACCGCCGAGACCAUCGAAGUCGCUCAAACCAUCCUGGACGGCUUGCACGACUCCGAAGGCCGUCGGGUGUACUUCUCCUACCAGCCCAGCGCGGCCUUCGACGACGCUGAAACCCAGUACAACAGCACCACCGGCGAGUGGGAGCUCAACAUCGAUCAGCUGGGUGGCGAGUACAUCGCGCUCCUGGUCAACAAGAACGGCACAACGCUCUCUAGCCUAGAAGGAGUCACCUACGACACACUGAAGGACUGGAUGAUCUCCGGCUUGCUCGAAUACUGGAGCACCCUGCAGACCACCUGGCCCGAUCUGACGCCGUACCACAACGCAGGCGGAAAGAUCAUCCACUACCACGGCGAUGCGGACUACAGUAUCCCGACUGCCUCGUCGGUGCGGUUCUGGGAGUCCGUGCGGACCACUAUGUACCCCGGCCAGGAUUACAACACCAGUUCUGACGCUUUGAAGGACUGGUAUCGCCUGUACACGGUUCCCGGGGCGGGCCACUGCGCGCCGAAUGAUGCCAUGCCGAACGGGCCCUGGCCGCAGACGAACCUGGGAGUGAUGAUCGAUUGGGUUGAGAAGGGGGUCGUGCCGACGACCCUGAAUGCCACGGUCCUGCAGGGCGAGAAUCAGGGCCAGAAUCAGCAGCUUUGUGCCUGGCCGUUGAGGCCCCUGUGGGUUGAUGGCGGGGAGACUCAGGAGUGUGUCUAUGAUCAGAGAUCGAUCGACUCGUGGCAUUAUGAUCUGGAUGCCGUGCCGGUGGUGGUGUAUUAGGCUUGAUUUUGAGGGGUUGAGAGGUUCGAGAUGCGAUGCCGCGGAGGGGAGGAAAGCGGAUAUUUAUUAUUAUUGUGAUGUUAAACAGAUGUCUGGGCAAACAUGCUCCACG